AGUGGGAAGGUGAAAGGUCAGUCCUGGUCAUUUUCAGGGCACAAUUUAAAAACACUGAAGAAAUGAUUUAAAAUUGCUAAAGAAGGCCCUUGGUUUCACUUUUUUGUUUUUGUUUAAAUCAGCUUUUCCUUUCAAUCUACUUUUAUGUUAAAAAAGGAAUCGAAUGCUUUCCCUUGAUAUUAUACAGCAUUUGAAAGAAGGAAAUUGCAACUCUGGGUUGCGUUAUCCACUGUGUCUCCUGUCUCCUGUGGGCAGAACGACGCCACCUUGUGGGUGUCUCCUUUCUGCAAGAUGUUGUUAUGUGGGUCCCUUGGCCGUCCAUUGUUUUGGAUCUUUCUGAGCCCUCUGCCCCCUCCACCACCUUAAAUUCAAACGCCCUCCUCAUUCCAGCUUCCCCUUUCCCUUCUCAAAUCCACCCCUGCAAUACUGUCUCUUCAGUAGAAUUGCUCUUUUCCCAAAUUGCCCUUUCUCCCUUCAGUCUUCCCCAAGCCUGAAAGCCCCCCUUCUAAGUUUCUUUCAGUCUCUGUUCUGAGACAAUCAAGAAACAAGAAAGGAAAUUCCUCCCUCCCCAUUGCCCUGUUUGGUUCAUUGCCCAUUUUCUUGAUGCUUCUUCCCCUGUCACUCCCCAUUGCUCUGUUUGGUUGAUUGCCCAUUUUCUUGAUACUGCUUCCCCUGUUCUGAGCCAAUCAAGAAACAAGAAAGGAAAUUCCUCCCUCCCAGUUGCUCAAUUUGGUUGAUUGCCCAAUUUCUUGAUACUUUUUAGCCCAUUUGCUCGAUACCUCUUUUGCCCAUUUUCUUGAUACUUGUUCCCCUAUUCUGGACUUCCUAGUGAGAAUCUGAUUGUAAGGGAUGAUGCAAUCAGAUCAAGUUCUGCUACCCAUUGCAUAUGAUUUGCAUAUGAACAUGGGUACUCUGGGCACCAAAGCCCUGCAUCAUGCUCAGGAAGAGAUUUUCCAUAGAGAUAUUUAUAGUGAUGAAUCCAUGUACAACAGUCGCUUCAUAUUCUAUGCUUCCCCAUCUCCCCCUCCAAGUAUUGCCAUAGAGGCGGCGGUGGUGGCGGCAGCGGCGGCCCCAAAAUUGGGGAUGCAAGGGAAAGGUGGGCAGCUGCAGGAGUCGUCGAGUGGGCAGUCACAGGCCAAUUCGGCAUCAGAGGAGGCAGAGGAGCAGCACAAUAAUAGCCUCAUAAUUGAUGAGCGGAAGCAGAGAAGGAUGUUGUCCAACAGAGAAUCGGCUCGGCGCUCCAGAAUGAGGAAGCAGAAGCACCUGGAUGAGCUCCGCGCUCAGGUGGCUCACAUGAGGGCUGAGAACAGACAAAUGAUGAGCAGAUUCGAGAUUGUAUCUCGGAGCUAUAACCAACUCCUGGAAGAAAACCGGGUCCUGAAAUCCCAGACAUUUGAGCUCUCUCACCAGCUUCAGCAAUUGCACGAAGCGCUUGCUGUAUCCCAAUCUGCAUCCUCUUUUGCUGCAGCUUUGAAGCUCAUGGUUUCCCACACCACCAACAUUGAAAUGGAUGAUCCCCACUCUGAACUACUCGUCUGAGAGCCAAAAUCCCCCUCCAGUUUAGAACCCAAAUCUGUAUAGCCUACUAUGCAUCUCUUUCCAUUAGUCUUCUGGUCUUUUCUGUAAGCAAGUGUUGUAAAAUUCAUCAUAGGAUACCGUCAUAUCAGUAGAACUUUGGUGCCCUAAGAUUCCAUUCAUGUCAGUGUCUGCUUUAUAGCCAAACCAAACGAUCUAAGGCAGUUGCAUUCCCGAAUCCCAAGCACAAACUAAUGGUUAUUGGAAUAUUGGAAUUGGUAAAGAAAUAUGAAAUGGGUGUUAAAUAUUUAAAUCUACCUUGUACCUAAUGUGUUCUUCAUUGGAAGCUUCAUGAUUCAUCAUGCAAAGCUGUGUCUUUUAACAAAAGCUUAACUAUAAA
This is a messenger RNA of Cryptomeria japonica (Japanese cedar), 1915 nucleotides long. Its product is annotated as bZIP transcription factor 44. The record is from RefSeq and is a predicted model, not a curated record. Gene Ontology annotation, biological process: positive regulation of DNA-templated transcription. Gene Ontology annotation, cellular component: nucleus. The transcript has a single exon. Gene Ontology annotation, molecular function: transcription cis-regulatory region binding; DNA-binding transcription factor activity. Bases 850 to 1539 code for a protein of 229 amino acids. NCBI's taxonomy places the organism in Eukaryota, Viridiplantae, Streptophyta, Pinopsida, Cupressales, Cupressaceae.